Myxocyprinus asiaticus (Chinese sucker) is the source of this 2247-nucleotide messenger RNA. Its product is annotated as hydroxysteroid 11-beta-dehydrogenase 1-like protein. Lineage: Eukaryota; Metazoa; Chordata; Actinopteri; Cypriniformes; Catostomidae. Gene Ontology annotation, cellular component: intracellular membrane-bounded organelle. Bases 134 to 1000 code for a protein of 288 amino acids. Gene Ontology annotation, molecular function: oxidoreductase activity. The record is from RefSeq and is a predicted model, not a curated record. The transcript has 6 exons.
UUCGGUUCUGCCGAGGUUUUCUUUUUUUUUUUUUUUUUUCUUUCUUUCUUCUUUUGUGCUUACAUACGUAACUGACUUAAGUUGAUCUGUUCAUAUUUUCGUAAUCUGCGCAGUCCUCUUCCACAUUCCAACAAUGAAGUUUUAUACCAAGUUUUUUUUAUUCUGCAGCAUAAGCGUCGCUUUCAUUGCAUUUCUAUGGAGAGGUCCGUCUUUUAACGAGGAGUCCUUAAAGGGCGCCCGGGUGCUGGUGACUGGUGCUAGCACUGGUAUUGGUGAGCAGUUGUCGUACCACUAUGCCCGUUUAGGAGCCCAACUUGUUAUCACGGCAAGGAGAGCAAAUGUCUUAGAACAGGUUGUGAACAAGUGCCUGGAACUCGGGGCACAAAAAGCCUUGUUCAUCCCCGCAGACAUGGCCAACCCCUCCGAUGCUGAGAUGGUGGUGCAGAAUGCCAUUGAAAAGCUUGGGGGACUGGAUUUCCUAGUCCUAAACCAUAUUGGGCCUGGUCCAUAUGAAAUGUGGGAUGGAGACGUGGAGCAUAUUAGAUGGUUGCUACAGGUGAAUUUUCUCAGUUACGUCCAGAUGGCGAAGAAAGCUUUGCCAACACUUGAAAAGAGCGAAGGAUCCAUAGUCGUUGUUUCCUCCCUGUUAGGAAAAAUGUGCACCCCCUUUACUUUACCGUACACUGCAACUAAGUUUGCGCUGAAUGGUUUCUUUGGAAGUCUCCAGCAUGAGCUAGCUAUGCAGGGGAGCAAUGUGUCUGUGACCAUCUGUAUACUCGGCCUGAUCGACACAGAGACAGCCAUGGAGAAAAUCAAAGGUUAUAUUAAUAUGACCGCCUACCCUUCACACGAGGCCGCCUGGCACAUUAUCGAAGCUGGAGCAUUGCGGCAGUCGGAGUCCUUUUACCCCUUGUACACCUACUACGCCACUCUCUUCAGGGAUUGGUUUCCCUACUACAGGGAUCUGGCAAUUCGAAACUCCUACACAUAUAAUCCAUAAAUUGUGGAACCAGUUAAGCCUUGUGGGAAUCCUUGUGUGUGCAGAAACAUCAACAUGGAAUAAGCCGCUGGAACCAUGGCCAAGCGGUUAGAAAAUGUGCUCAUACACACUGAGCCAUGGUGCUCAUGCAGAUGAUAUGGGUGGUUUGAGUCUGGGUUGCGUCAUUUCCCAAUCCCAUCUCUCCCUCUUCUUCUUCUUGUUUCCUGUCCUCUCUCUAAUAUUCCUGUUAUUAAAAUGGCAAAAAGGCCAAAAAUAAAACUUGAAAAACAUGGAGUAUGUUGUAAUUUUUUUAACAUUAAAAAAAUUGAUUCAAGUAAUCUUAUAGUGCAUUAUCAAGAAGGUAUUUCUGCUGUGAAGAUGAAAUGUUUUUGGUAGGGAUGUCCCAAUAUCAAUACUGGCAUCGGAAUCAGGUCCGAUACUGUGCUUAUGGACUUCUACUCAUGCUUGCAAAAAUGUUACGAUACCAAAAACUGAUACCAUCCAAGUAGGUGUAGCUGCAGGCCAGAGAUCUCCAAAUGGGAGCAGAAUCUCCAAAAGAGUGCGGAGUUACUUCAGAAGGGGACAGGGUUACUCCAAAAGGGGGUUGCGCGAACUACAAAAGGGUGCGUCACUUCCACUCACAGUUAGGGAUAGGGUUAGGUUAGGUUAGGUUAAGGACUGCCUAUAUCUUUGUUGGUAGUUUGGACCUGCAGAUAUAUCAUUCUCAUACCAUCUAACGUACGAAUGUCAUUGCGUAAACAUUAAGCGCAUAAAUUAAAAUUAUGUACUAGUGUAGUUAUUAAACUGCAAAGACUGUGAUGAGAUUUAAUGAGAUAAAUAUAUAGUUUGCAUGUGCUGCACGCUUCAAAGUAAAUAGAUCUUGUUUUAAGAAUGUUUAAAUGUAAAUGUGAAGCCGGCUGCUCAUAUCAAGGAGCUCUAAAACACCAUCAUGAGCAUUGUACGCUCUGUUUGUAGUAGAUGACAGCGAGCAGAGUGCUAAUUAACUAUGUAGAGCGCAGCACAUACAGACUACAUAUUUAUUUAAUUAAAUAGCAGCCUUUUGCGGUUUAACAAUCACACUGGGACAUGUAGCGACCUGCUUUUCUGGAGGUAAGAAGCUACUGUCAAAAACACACAGAAGCGGAAAGGACCAAAUUAAAAGCUUCCUCCAAAAUAAAAGCUCCAUUUAAAUGGAAAAAAUUACAACAGAAAUAUAUCACUACUGUAUAGUUAUGUAAUAUUCACUGUAAUACUACUACUACUACAAU